Medicago truncatula (barrel medic) is the source of this 779-nucleotide messenger RNA. Its product is annotated as senescence associated gene 20. The transcript has a single exon. The record is from RefSeq and is a predicted model, not a curated record. Bases 56 to 511 code for a protein of 151 amino acids. Lineage: Eukaryota; Viridiplantae; Streptophyta; Magnoliopsida; Fabales; Fabaceae.
CAUGCAAUGCAAAAAUCAGUGGUAACACAACUAGUACCAUUCUCUCAUAAAACAAAUGGACUCUAUGGUAGAAAUGCAAAACAAGUCCAUAGUUGAAAUUCUCUACAAAGCACUUUUGGGCCAAGGAACAAUGGAAAUGGUAGCCAAAUUGCUAGCAAGUGAUCUUGAGUAUUGGUUCCAUGGCCCACCACAAUGUCAACACAUGAUGAAGGUGUUAACAGGAGAAACAGAUCACAAAAAAGGGUUCAAAUUUGAGCCAAGAAGUGUGACUUCAAUUGGUGAUUGUGUGAUAACUGAAGGUUGGGAAGGACAAGCUUAUUGGGUUCAUGUUUGGACAUUGAAAAAUGGGUUAAUUACACAAUUUAGAGAGUAUUUCAAUACAUGGCUUGUUGUGAGAGAUUUGAGGCCAUUAAGGUGGGAAGAUCAUAAGCAAGAUAACAUGACAUUGUGGAGAAGUCAACCUCGUGAUCUUUAUCGUAGGUCACUUCCUGGACUUGUCUUGGCUAUUUAGACACAACACAACUCAUUACAUGUGCUGCUCAAUUUGGUUGUUAUGUAAUGUAAUCACUAUUUUGUACAAUGUAUCAUGAAUUUCGUCCUGUGAAUUAAACAUCAUUUUCAAAUUAUUAGCAGGUUUUAAUUAGUAGCUAUAUAUUUGGCCUGUGGAGAGAGAGAUCUUUGAACUACAAAGGUUUUCAAGAAUAUCUUUUAAAUUUGUACACCCUUUUUUUUAACAAGCCAAAAUGGAAUUAAUAUAUCAAAAGGAGUUAUUCAUCUCC